Botrytis cinerea B05.10 is the source of this 5363-nucleotide messenger RNA. RefSeq names its product Bculs1 (gene Bculs1). Gene Ontology annotation, cellular component: cytoplasm. Bases 473 to 4702 code for a protein of 1409 amino acids. Gene Ontology annotation, molecular function: metal ion binding; ATP-dependent chromatin remodeler activity; ATP binding. The record is from RefSeq and is a predicted model, not a curated record. The transcript is spliced from 7 exons. Lineage: Eukaryota; Fungi; Ascomycota; Leotiomycetes; Helotiales; Sclerotiniaceae.
GAUAAGAGCGUUCCUGCAUUCGUUUGGUGGGGUUGGUCUCUCAACCCAAACCCUAACAAGCAACGCGACCCGUACUAGAACACGACAAUCACCCCAAACUCCACUACAAACUCCACAACGCUCUAUGUCAUCGACUCAACUCUCUUAAUAGUAAUGCUCCUCCAUCGCAAAUCUCAAAUCCCAAAUCUCAAAUCUCAAAUCUCAAAGUCUAGAUCAACCCAAUUAUAAUUCCUCCCCUCCCUUCCCUUCCUUUCUUUUCUUGUCUUUCCUUCACGUUUGUUCCUCUCUCGAUUUCCUGAAAACACAUAAUGUUUUUUAAUUGGUAGCCUGUACUACAAAAACAUACGGCUUCCCACGUACCGUAUGGUCUCGCGGGUAAUCGCAUAAAUACCUACCAACAGUUUCCAAAAGCCUCUCAGUGCAUUGCACUUUUCACAAAAUCCCCGACACAUUAGGGAAUCCCGCAUUCACCAUGUCACAGCAAUCUUCGGCGCCUGCUGAUUCUCUCGCGGCCAUCGCAACUCUGACGGAUGAAAUAACCCUUCAGCAAGUUUAUCUAGUCUCCUUGAACGACUCUUCGGGAGAUCAAUCAGCCCGCAAAGCAGAAAUCGAGGCUGAGAUUGCCAUUCUCCGAAAGGAGCUUUCCGCCAUUCAAGCUUCCUCCUCCCACGCUCAAGCAUCUUCUACUUCUCAUGACAACUCCUACACACGCCCAUCCGAUAUAGGUCGUUCGAAAAUGAAUAGCACGGUCGCGCGAGGAAGUAAUGCUGGCUAUCAAUUCAAAGAAGAAGGCGAGCCAGCGGGAUCAUUAUCCUCCACAGCUUCGACGCCUGGCUCUGGAGCCUCGAUGUUUGGUUCUGGCUCACAUCGAGCUGACCUCCCUACUCGAAAGCGUACUCUUAGCAAACACUUGGACAUGUUUGUCCCUUUCGAAGAAGUCAAAUCUCGGCGAACAACACCGAGUCCUUUUGCGACAGGUGUAACAACUCCUUCGGGAAGCUCAGGGUAUGGUUAUAAUGCAAAUGGUGAUGGAUACUUUGACCUCACUAUGGAUGAUGAUAUAGUAAUGUUCGAUCCCGCCUUUACCGAACGUCAGAAGCAGGAAGAACAAAAGUUUCAGAGGGAGAGGAAAGAUGCAGAGUUUGCUAGUAGUCUUGCAGAGUCAAGUAUCCCGGUCUCAAACACGCCAAUGGCUAGCUCGAAGCCUUCUGCUUUCCAUAGGAUGUAUGGAGGGCACUCAGGAGGUCUCUCACAAGCUUCUACCUCUCGCAACAUUCAAGCUGCCAAAUCCUCUGUGAUACCAAACACUCGCGACACUCACAAUAGCGAUUCCUCAAGUAGAAGCCUUCCAUGGAAAAAGGGUUCAAGUUCUAGUCUCAAAGCCGAACCGCGAACAUCGUCUCAUACUCAGCCUUCACCUUCAGGAUUUAUUGGCUGGGGUUCUGGUGAUACCACAGACAAGGGCGAACCACGAACAUUGUUUUAUACUCAACCUUCGCCUCCAGGAUUCGUCGACUGGGGUUCUGAUGGUACUACAGGUGUGCAUCGGGAACAAUCAUUCACUUCUAUGAACUCCAAUUCUAUGCCUGGUGCCUACAUUGAUGACGCCGCUAGUGAUUCGUCGCUUGAAAUCAUUGACUCUUCCGCUUUCAAGGAUAAUGGUCGUCAGAAAGCCACCGUUUCGAAGACUUCAAACUAUUAUAGUCAGCCAGGUCCGAUUUAUUCGUCGGAAACCCGCGUUUUGGGAGAUAUUGCUGUUGGUCGUACAAACACCAGCUUACAGGGGGACCCUGCUUCAUCUAAUUGGGCAAAGAAGUCUCCAAAUGGAAUGGAGAAUCCAAGUGGAAAUAUCAGUGAUGCUUCGACUUGGAUGAUAGGAAGUUAUGAUGGUGGAAUGAAUAAUGAAAGCCGAGUAGAAGAGCAGAAUAGUUAUUCAACCCCAUGGGAAGAGGAUCAACUAUUUGCUCCCUACAAUGGAAUGAACGCUGGCUAUAAAGAUUUCUCCAUGAGUGGCACAUCGUCUGCCAUGUCUUACAAUGACACAAAUCCCUCUGGUGCAUACCUCUUUGAUUAUUCCAAUUCCACAAUGCCUCUGACUGUCCCGGGAUCGAUAACUGGAAGUGUGCAUUCUUCACAUCCACAAACUAGUAUGCAUGGACCAGGCUCAGCUUUCAGCAUCGAUUCUUUGUCAGAACAUGGUAUGGGUUCAACUAAUUUCAAUUCCUUACGAGGUACAAUUAAUAAUGCACGCAAUUUUUCAGACGUCGAAUCAAAUCUUAGCUUCUUACCUACCCCCUUCGCGUAUACCCCUCAGAUGACAGAACGAAUGGAACACGUCAUAAAUGAUCCCAGAAAAACUGAAAAGGAGAUUAAAGACCUGUUGGAGAAUAUCAAAGCCGAGAUUGAGAUUCCGUUAGAAGACCGAGAGGGAACACCUGAAGGAUUGAGAUAUCCAUUGUAUGAGCACCAAAAAAUUGCUUUGACAUGGUUGAAACAAAUGGAGGAGGGUAGUAACAAGGGCGGUAUUUUAGCAGACGACAUGGGACUAGGCAAGACAAUCAGUACUUUGUCACUCAUUCUAUCCCGGCCAUCAACCGACCAUGCGCGCAAGACUACACUUAUAGCUGCGCCUGUUGCCCUUCUUCGCCAAUGGAAUAGCGAAAUAGCUUCGAAGACAUUGCCGACGCAUAAACCAAGUGUCUACAUGGCUCACGGAAACAGCAAGAGAGCUACGUGGGAUGAUCUCCGAGAAUACGAUGUAGUCCUCACAACCUACGGAACUUUGGGUGCGGAGUAUACUCGACUUGUUAAAUUCGAAGAAGAAUCCAAACGAAACGGAAUCACUAAUCAUGAUCCAAAACAAAUGGCCAAAGAUUUUCCAUUCUUGGGUCCUAAUAGCAGAUUCUAUCGUGUGAUUCUCGACGAAGCACAAUGCAUCAAGAACAAAACCACCAAAGCAGCCGCUUCGGCUUAUAGAUUAACAGCGCUGACUAGAUUUUGUCUCACUGGCACACCGAUGAUGAACAACAUUACCGAGCUUUAUUCGUUGAUUAAAUUUCUGCGUAUUCGACCUUACAGCAGUUGGACUUCUUUUGUAAAGGAUUUCGGCUGUCUCUCAAAAGGAGGUUCACACUCAGAAGAAUAUCUCAGAAAGACCAUGCAACGCCUACAAGGUGUUUUAAAGGCCAUUCUACUCCGGCGGACAAAGAAAUCUCAAAUUGAUGGAAAACCGAUUAUUAACUUACCACCAAAAUUUGAACAUGUUGAUCAUGUUAUUUUUAGCAAAGAUGAGCAGGAAUUUUAUCAAGCUCUUAAGGAUAAGACCCAACUUCAAUUCAACAAGUACAGAAAGGCUGGAACGGUUGGAAAGAAUUACUCGAAUAUCCUUGUCUUGCUACUUCGUCUUAGGCAAUGUUGUUGCCAUCCGCAUCUGAUUAUUGAUCUCGAAGAAGCCGCAGCGGGUUCGGCAGAGCUCACAGAGGAGCAGAUGAUUGAUCGCGCAAUGGCCCUUGAACCAGAUGUUGUCUCGAGACUACUUGCUGCAGAUGGAGGGUUCGAAUGUAAUAUCUGCUACGAUGCAACUCCAAAUCCCAGUAUCAUCAUCCCUUGUGGACACGAUAAUUGUCAUGAUUGUUUAAUGGCGCUAUCCGAGCAGGCCAAGCAGGCAGCGCGAGGCGAUGAAGAUGGCGCUACGGCCCUUAAAUGCCCAAGCUGUCGUGGAAAGCUUGACAUGGCGAAUCUUAUCGACUACAGAAUCUUCAAAAAGGCACACAUUCCAUCACCGGAUGUGAAGGGGGAAGAGAUGAUCGACAAUGCCGUUGAAAGUAGCGAUGAUAGUAACAGCGAUACCGAAUCUGAAUCUGACUCUGAUACCACAUCUGAUGAUGUUGACGAAAAUGGAAAUUUAGACGGUUUCGUAGUCCCUGAUGAGAUUGAGGAUGAUGAAGCUGAGCAAGGUGACGAUGAAAUUGAUUCAGAAUCGAAGGUUUCUAAAUCCAAGUCGAAAUCAAAGUCAACAUGGAAGUCCAAAUCUAAGACAAAGGCGAAAAAGAAUAAGGGUAAAGGGAAGGAGGUGGAAAAGCGGAAGCAACAUCUUUCAAUUGCCAUGAUGAAGAAAGAGGCUUCUAGAUCUAUUGCAGGCCACAGGAAGUACAUGAGAUAUCUCCGAAAGAAUUGGCAAUCGUCUGGAAAAACUGAUAAAUGCGUCGAACUUCUUGAGAAAUUCCAAAAUGAAGGCGAAAAGACAAUUAUCUUCAGUCAGUUUGUAACAUUUCUCGAUCUCCUCCAGGUACCUAUUGGAGAAAAGGGUUGGAAAUGCGAGCGCUACGAUGGAAGUAUCAAUUCCAAACGUCGAGACGAGGCAAUCAAGCGGUUCCAAGACAAACCGGAUUGCAACAUCAUGCUCAUUUCUCUCAAGGCCGGUAAUGCGGGGCUAAACCUGACCGCGGCAUCUCGAGUUAUUAUCCUUGACCCAUUCUGGAAUCCAUUCAUUGAAAUGCAAGCAGUCGAUCGUGCUUAUCGAAUUGGUCAGAUGAAAACAGUUCAGGUUCAUCGCAUUUUGGUACAAGAAACAGUUGAAGAUCGUAUUAUGGAGUUGCAACGCCAAAAGAAGAGCUUGGUAGAGUCCGCACUUGACGAAGGUGCUAUGAAAAGCGUAGGGAGACUUGAUGAGAAGCAGCUGGCCUUUCUUUUCGGUGUCUGAGAUAUUUGAGUAUGUUUUUCUUGACUCUCAUACAUACUCAAAAGCUUUUUUUGAAAUGGGUUGUAUAAUAAUUAUGAGGCGUCUUGGGGAAGUCAUGAUUACGAUUUGGCUGGUCCUAUUCCUCUAUUUGCACACAUUGGCAUAGCAAGCAAAAUAGAAUAUGGCGAAAUUUUGGACUGGGUUGGAAUAAAAUGGGAUGGGAUGGGAUAGUCUUGUGCAUUGCAAGGGGGGACAUAUGGCCUGGGAUUCUUUUCUUAUUUGCUCGCUCUCAUCGGAUUUUGAUACCCUAUCUAUCACCAUGGCGUUUUUUUUUUGUAGGAUCUGGAUGGGUGAAUUUACAAUUCAUUACGAGCCAUAGAAUUGAAGUCAGCAUGUUCUGUUUUCACAGUAUCUAUGAUCCCGUUAUUCUCUUAAAGUCUGUGGUAGGGAUUUGUUAAUGAAGUGCAUAGAGUUAUCGGGAUUGGAGAUAUGUGUUGGUGCGGCAGGGAGCAGGAGGUGAGAUACCAGAUGAAUGGAUGAGGAAAUGCAUAGAUAGAUAGAUGCAUGGCUGUUGAGAUUCUACUGGGGCAGGGCAUGGAAGAGAAGAGAGGUAUCGAGAUGAGAGGACAGAGGAGAAGAGAAGAGAUACAAUACAAUACAAUACAAUACAUACAAACAGUCA